Molecule: messenger RNA, 357 nt
Organism: Triticum turgidum subsp. durum (durum wheat)
Lineage: Eukaryota; Viridiplantae; Streptophyta; Magnoliopsida; Poales; Poaceae
Source: the annotation of a GenBank genome assembly
AUGUCGUCGAGGUCGAGCCCCUUGGCUUUGAACAUUGCCUCCAGCACCGUGACGUUGGCGAAGGGAGGGGGCAGGUCGCGGAGGGUCUCGUUGGCGAAAGACACACGCCCAUCGUACCGGCCAGCCGGCAUUUUGAUGUCUACCACGCCGUUGCUUAGGAAGAAGCUGGCGUCGCGCCCAGCGAAAGCGACGAUGUCAGCGCACGAGACAACCCCACGGCACUCCUUCUCAAGCUUCGCCUUUGCGGCGUCGAUCACCUCGAAGCCGCGGAGGCUGGGGAAGUUUGGAAUGCCAAGCUUCUCCGGCUCCGGGCUGGCCGUCGUCGCGUCUAGGAGAACCGAGGCAUCGCAACCCUAG